AUGUACGCUAUGGAAACGCAAGUUCUUGACGCAUGUGCUCGUUGGGAAAACGAGUUGCGCAGGCGCCGAGAGACCUUUCUCCGGCGACGAGACAUCGAACUAGGGCCAAAGAAGCACCCGGCCCGAAGUGAAACGAGCUCUCGAACAGCCCAGAAUUCUAAUGAAGUAGACGGUAGCGAACCAGGUUUACAAGAGUUGCAGCGCUCGGAAGAUCACGCUUCUUCCCGUGAAAUAGCGCACACCGAGCCUAUGCGCGGGAGAGCUGGAGCCAAGCGCUGUGAAACCGCUCUUCAGGGCGUGUCAGGAGGUGCUCGGGGACAUGCUCAUUAUCAUCAGGGCCCGGUCUGCUCCGAGAGCCCGCCAAGAGCAAGCGUUGCUGCGGCCGUUACCAUCACCGAGGGUGAACCAUGCGAGAGCGUGCCGGCUGCGCUCGAUGUUGCCUGCAAGGAAAACGCGGAUACUCUGCCAGGUCUCGCGGAAGCGCUUACCUCCAGGCCAAUACGAAAUAAUCCGGCUGGCGUACGCUUUCAACCGCUUUCGUCUCGAAACAGAGACCAACCGCUGACUUCAUUGCAGGAGCUUCGCGGCGUGUAUCGCGCAAGAUACACUGCAGAUGACGCUAACAGUCAGGUGCCUCGUGAGCAAGUCAUCGCUCCAGAAGCAAAAUCGAAGAGCUCCAUGCCUUUGCUCACAAUCGAGCCGACCGAACCCUCGACACUGGCCGCUGUACCUUCGCCGAACGAUGCAGGUACCGAAUGCUGGUUGUUCACACCUGACCGUUGCGAGGGCAAACACAUGGCAACAGAGCACAUGCGAUACCGCGAUGCUCAGCGGAACCGGCCCGCGAGCCUAUUGUCCCCAGCACGAGAGCCGGCCAGCGUCGACCUGGAGUGGCGUGGUCUCUUUGAGCGCGCCCAGCACGAGUUCACUGCGCUCAGCCGAGCCUUCGAGGGCUUGCGCACUGACCGCGAGCGACUUGCACGUGAUGUACUCACCGUACUCGCUGGUUGUCGCCAUUGGUGGCAGCAGCUCGAGAAGGAAACCCAGGCGCUGGCGGAGUCGCGUGCAGACCUCGCGCGAGAUGUCCAAAUAUUCCGCGAGUUCACGACAAAUCUGCAGCGACAAGCAGUCCGACUCUUGCAACGUAUCGAAGAUCGGUUUCAGGACUGUAUGGGCAUGCAGUACCAGCAGAUCGCAGAAUCUGAACGAACUAACAACAAAGUGGGCAUCGCCUCGAAGCAGCGCAACGAGCAUGCAGCAACGUCACCGCAUCAGAACAAGCAGACGGAUCCAGCGCGACUGGAAAACCCCUCGACUGCAGCGCGUUGGGCUUCAGCAGGUACGACUCCCGACGACGGCAUCGAGCACGGGACAGCGCUCGAUGCUCGGCUUUGUUUUUGCACAGCAACGCCUGAUCAACCCACUGCCGAGCAAUGCUGGUUACGGCGCUUUGCGUGGUUGCAGCAGGAGCUUGCUGGACUGCGACAACAGCUCGCUGAGCAGACGCGGAAGCGCACAGCGCACGUCUCUGCUUGCACCGCGCAUCACUCGCAGACAGGUACUGCUGACAAACGCUCCACGCCCGACAUUCGUUUGAUCCAAGCUCGCUCCAAUCUGAGCGGGUUUGAAGAUGCGCCACGUCUCGCUCCAGCGAUACCCGAUUCCGCGGUCGAUUAUCGGAAAGCACGCGGGUUUCCCGUGACAUCUGCAGACCGCUGGGGCACGACCGUGGACCCAUGGGAACCAGAAGCGUACGACGCAUUCGACAGCAUGCCGCCAGCAGAUGCGAAUCAUGACCGAGCGCUGGGGCUAGCGGAUCCUACGCAUUCGCGAACGCAGCGCAUUUCCGCACCGCAACAACGCGAGGGUAUGCCACGGACGCAUGCGCAGGCUGCUGGAGCCGCAGGGGUCGCUCCGAUGGCGCCGCAGUUGGCGUCUGAUGGCAGCGAAAGACCACCAGCACCGAGCGCUACCCGGUCGUCGAAUGCAGGCGUGCACACCCCGAGCCACGAAGCACAGGGUGACGACGGCGGGCGUUGGCAUGUCUCUGGGCGCUCGGACGCGUUACCCCGCUCGUUGUGGUCCAUCGGGCGCACCGCGUCAUCGAUGACAGCGCUGCCUUCCGACAGUGUUGCUCGCAGGUUCCCAGCGCGUCCCAAUGAAACGCGACCCCUCCGAAGCGCCGAGCAGGACGAAGCCGCUCCCGACGAUCUCGCCAGCGGAUCGCUGCAAGAACAGGUUCGAUCCCUGCUUCUGUACAUUGGAUCUCUGCAGGCCCGCACAUCGGAUAGCAUCCGUCUGGCCCAACUCGCGACGCUCCAUCGCCUGAUCGAAGGAAUGUGCCACGCUACCCAGGACCAGGACUUGAUCUUGAGCAGAGCGUUGGACUAUCUCGACAUGCUGCUGCUGCACAACCGUAUUCCAUCUUCGAAUGUACCGGGUGGCGCGAACGCAUCGACCGCAGAAGCACCCUGA
Cyanidioschyzon merolae strain 10D is the source of this 2475-nucleotide messenger RNA. RefSeq lists its product as hypothetical. The transcript has a single exon. Bases 1 to 2475 code for a protein of 824 amino acids. Lineage: Eukaryota; Rhodophyta; Bangiophyceae; Cyanidiales; Cyanidiaceae. The record is from RefSeq and is a predicted model, not a curated record.